Molecule: messenger RNA, 4587 nt
Organism: Suillus subalutaceus
Lineage: Eukaryota; Fungi; Basidiomycota; Agaricomycetes; Boletales; Suillaceae
Exons: 11
Coding region: 1-4587 (1528 amino acids)
Source: RefSeq, a predicted model, not a curated record
AUGGGACAAAGGCCGCAUGAACCCCGAAAAGUCUGCCUUAUAAGUGAUACCAAAUGCGAAAAAUCCAAGGCCAAACCGAAACACAAGCCAAAAGCGUCAUCGACAAGUCCUUUACAACGAGGCCCUCGUUCAUCGCCGCUCGUGCCGCAGUCUGACUUGUUUAGGCGAAAUCAUGAGGAGCUCGAUAGAGAGCGCGGUCGCGACCGUGAAGUAAAACCUAUUCAACGAGACCGCCGCGACAGGGACUUCGAUUCUUGGGAGCGUUAUGUGCGUGAGCGCGAGCGCGAUCGCUCCAGGGAUGUCCGCAGGUCUUCCCGGGAGAGGGUUGAUGAAGAGAGGGCAUCAUAUCAUUCAAAGCGAUCUAAGAAAACCGAGGGGCAUGCAAUCCGGUCCUCAGUUAUGGACCUGGGAAAUCCGUCUUUUCAAUCAAAAGACGACAAAAAGAGGUCCAUCAGCAUCGUUGGCGAGUUCUCUAGUCGUCUUGCAAAGUUGUGCAGCCAGCUGGUUCAAGAUUCGUGUCAGCUUGAUAAGGAAGAAGACAAAUUGAAGGCAUUUACGGAGUUGUCUACCGAGCUUUCUAAAGCUGCGCCGUCGACUGCGAUGGCGGUGACUCCUGCUUUGGCAGCCGUUAUAACAAGUCACGCAAAAUCCAAAGAGCGCGUGGCAGCGCGCGUUAGAGAACUAGAUUCUCUGUGGGAGAGCCUGCUCUCAAAUGUUGUGACGACCAUUGUCAAAACGACAGAUAUCAACUUGGAGCGCGCCAUCGCAUUGUUGCAUAAAGAAACGGAUGCGGCUUUGCAGCCAUAUUUUCGAUCUCACAGUCCGCUCUUGCUCAAACGGAAGGCACAUGACCAAUCCUGGGGGGAGCUGGGCGAGCUAUUAGAGUUGAAGGACACUUCAGUCGGCGAUGAUAGAGAGAAUGGAGCAACUGCUGCUGAACAUGGGUCCAAAGCAUUAUCGCGAUCGCCAGAUUUGAAACGUCGUCGGAUGGAAUUAUCUUCGCCGACAGCGUUUCCUGUGAAGGAGGAAAACGUUGACUAUAGAGGUUUGCUGGAGACGAUGAAAUCGUCCUUGGCUAUGCAGACGCGCACACUGGAACUGCUUGCCAAGGAAAAAACAACUGAUAUUGCAACAAUCGUGGACAAUUUGAUGAAUACCGACAACACCAACUCCCCUACUUCCACUGACAGUGAUGCUGUCAAUUGCUCAACUGCGAGAGUCUACUUCGGUCCAGUGCAAUCACCGGAGAAGAGACUCAUCGCUAGCGAGGUCACGCGAAGACGUACACUCAAUAUUGAUACCGUCGACUCUCUCCUUCGUCCAUCGGGACUGCCUGCUCUCCUCGCCCCUCCAUCGCCACAGGAAACCACGCGCGCACCGGAUGAAGGUGACGAACGAAGCGACGAAGAUGCAGAUGAGAUCUUUGAUGUGGCUGCUCACCUAUCUCGUGAAGACACGCCUGAGAAUGAUUCCUUGAGCCAGAACGAACCAUCCUCUGUUCUUGCAAGUCGAAUUAUGCGGGCUUGCGAUAAUCCUUCCCCUCCUCCGCGGGCCCAUCCCACCAUUUACUUUGGUCUUGUGACGAGGGAUGGACGCACACCAUUUCCAGAUAUAUCUGCACCCCCUAGUCCGUUUCGCCCCAUAAAUUUGCGUGAGAGACUGAGCCAGCUCUCCGCGACAGAACGUGCUUUGUCACCUGAACCACCUCAGCGUCAGGCUUUCUAUGAUCAGAAUCCGCCUCCACAGGAUUCUGCUGGUAACAUCUCUCAGCCCGAUCUCAUCUCAUUUGAAUCUUGCUCCACUCUAGUCAAGACUGCGGAACCUUCUGCAGAAGGAUGUCCCCGUGGCUCUCCAAUCCAAACUUUAUCUUCCAGUGUAGAUGAUCUCCCCUCGCAAUCCCCAGAGCAUCCUUCUGUCAUACCUACCCCUCCUCGUGUAAACGGCUCAGAACAGUCUAGUUCCCUGGACAGCCCAGAUAAGCUUCCUCAGGGGUGUGCACAGGCUGACGCGGAGUCUAGACCGCCAUACCCCAGUUUUCCUUCGCCGUCAGUCGCCACCUCCGGCACACCGGAUAUUUCUAAGGAACAUGCAAGAUCACCCGUGCGACGAUCAGCACGCCUUAGUGGGACUCCACGCCCCAACCAAACGACCCACGUACAGCAACCUUCGGAAACACCGAAAAUCAAAGGAAAAUCAAAGGCGACAACGCUUGCGCCCGAGGGGGAAAUUCCCCUGAUGCGGGAUGACCAAACUGUUGAUCACGGCGACGCAGAUCCUUACCCUGAUAUUCAAAGAUUGGUAGAAGAAAAAGAGAGACGACGAUCACGAAGACGGGGAUUAAACGGGAAACACGACACCCCCAAUUUGCAAAGAGAAUUGGGGUCCCUUUCUCCUCAGUCCGCGGAUGUCUUAACGCGUUUGUUGCCGUCCGAGCGAUCUACGCCACUCCAAGAGGGACAAGGCCAAAGUCAAAUUCUCAGCAGCCAAAUUCUCCCUCUGGUCACUGUACUGCGGCCACUUGUCGUUGCUCCGACGCCUAUUCGUCCGAAUGGGAGUCUAGGUUCUUCCUCUCAUCUUAAGUUUUCCUUGACCGUCGACGAUGCGUCUCGCACACCAGCGAGGAGGGUGCCCAUUCAAGAUGCCUUCGUGCAGGGCUCUGCAUCCUCACAAAACACAAUGCUAUUGUCUGCGAAACGGGAUGCGUCGACACGGUUUAUGGGCAUGCGUGGACCCGUCUUUUCGCGCCCUGCGUUGGACGAUCCAUCCCGUAGCCCCGCUAAGCGUAUCCUAAUCACAGAUCUUAACAGUCCUGUGCGCUCACCAACUCGACCAGCAGGUGCGAGGGCCCGAAGUACCUCAACGGAACCGAAACCCAUUGUCUUUCAGCCUCUACGAAGUCAUUCUGUUGAUCCAUCACCCGGUGCCGCUGACAGCAAAGGCAAAGAGCCUGUAUUCCCUAAAUUUUCUUCCAAGCCGAAAUCUGGCAUCAAAUUGCCGUUCCCUCUUGCGGAAGGAUCUGAGGCUGUUGGAGAACAUUUGGUUGCUAACCAGGCCGCGUCGUCGUCCAGUCCUGUGAAGUCUGGCUUGAAACAGCCCUCUGUUGGUAGUCGCAUACCACGAAUUGGCGCCAAGCCUUAUGCUAGACCACAGCCAAAGAAACCGAUUUUAUCUACAGCUACGAAGUUGCCUGCCUUUGGUACUGGACCGCGUGCCCCACUUUUCAAAUCAGUUCCCGCUGGCAAUGGCAACAGCAGUUCCGAAGAGUCGUCUGCCAUCGCCCCGCCACCAAACCGAAAAUUUGAUGGGAAAUUUGUAGCAGAGCCAUCAGUGCUCUCGACACUGAAGCGAAAGCGUGGCACAGAAGAGACUGUCUUAUCUCCCCCUACUCACCCUGUGAUGGUCCGUCAGGUUGUCCCCGGAAUGCUUGGGGGCAAGUAUGCCCCCAAAGCAACACCUGAAACCCUACCAACGGCUCCUCUACCAGAACCGAGCCCUCGGAAGCCGCCUGGCCCUAUGAAGUUCCGCAAAGUUGAGCCCGGAGUCAUAUCAGCACGUUAUGCAGCACCCUCCAAACCGACUGCAUCUGACUCUCCAGUUGCCGAUGACCGCAGCAGCAGCCCGCAGAUCCUGAUUGUGUCUGAGGCACCAAUCACCCGAUCAUCUUCACCUCCCAAUUCCACCUCCUCGCCUGUUCUACCAGAACCUGAACCCGCAAAGCCAUCACAUGAUGUUGUUGAGCCCAAAGAAACAGCGGAAACAUCUUCAUAUCGGCCACCAGAGAACCGAGGUCGGGGCCGUCGAACGUCUCGACGCAAGCAUGCAGCGCAGCAUGCCAGCGACGUUUUUGGUCCCUCCACAUCAACGCAACCUCUCCAGCUUCGACGUUCACGGCGCUCUGAGGGCGACGGCUUCAUGGGGAUGAGCGCAGUUGCCCUCCAAGCUCUCACUACUUCCAACACCACAAAGAACCAGGAAAUUUUCGCGAAGCUAGAAAGAGAGCAGAGAGAGAUGAGGGAUCGCCAACGACUUGAACGAGCUGAGCGGAGGGCGAGGCGGAGUGAAGACGGGCCUGGAUCGAGUGAUUGUGAAGGUGCUAGCGAACUAGGUGAUCAAUUCGUCCUCGGAUUUGAUAAGGAGCAUGAUGAAAAUGAUGGGGUGGUCUGGAUAAAGCAUCGUAGGGGACCAGGAGAAGUGGAGGAUUAUGAGACGCCAGUUAGGUCUGACCAGCUGGCCAAACGUUUACGAUUUGGGGAAGGUCCCCAGCAGGAGGAGGAAAGAGAGCGCAAACGGGUGAAGUGGCACCAUGGGUUAUCCACGGAAAUUUAUCUGGAUGAGAUCCAUCCUCGACCUAACUCGUGGACCAAGGACUUUGUCGUCGAGAAAGGCUGCUUAGCUCCGACGUCCAAGAAUCUUCGCUUAGACACACUGGGCAACGUGCUGGAUGUUGAGCAGCAUCCACUCACUGACCUUCACCCAGAGAACAUCGUGGUGAAGAAGUUUGUGUAUGACAACGACAUUGAAGUGGUGGUGAAAGAGGUUAUACCCCCGAAAAUCACCAGAUCGAGGAGCAAGAAAAUGAAGAGUUAG